Messenger RNA from Meleagris gallopavo (turkey), 3490 nucleotides. NCBI's taxonomy places the organism in Eukaryota, Metazoa, Chordata, Aves, Galliformes, Phasianidae. The record is from RefSeq and is a predicted model, not a curated record.
CUAUUGGAUAUUUUCUUCUAGCUUGGUUUGGAAAAGACAUGGCAAAUGAAUAUAUCCUGUGUGGUGGAAUGUCCUGUGAACUGUCAGCUCUCUGACUGGUCAUCUUGGUCUGACUGCUCUCAAACAUGUGGCCUUACAGGAAAAAUGAUCAGAAGAAGGACCAUAAAUCAACCGUUUCAGGGAGAUGGGAGGCCUUGUCCUUCUCAAAUGGAGCAAUUCAAGCCCUGUCCAGUUAAGCCUUGUUAUCGAUGGCAGUAUGGUCAAUGGUCUGCAUGCAAAGUAGAGGAUGCUCAGUGUGGAGAGGGCACACGAGUGCGGAACAUUUCCUGUGUGGUUUUUGAUGGAUCCAGUGAAGAUGUAGGCAAAAUAGUAGAUGAGGAAUUCUGUGGAGAAAUAGAGCCUAUUAUAGAUGGUAAUAAAAAGAUGGUACUUGAGGAAACGUGCACUGUCCCUUGUCCAGGGGACUGUUAUUUGAAAGAGUGGUCAGAAUGGAGCCUUUGCCAGCUAACCUGUGUUAAUGGUGAGGAUCUUGGCUUUGGAGGCAUACAAGUCCGAUCUCGGGCAGUAAUCAUUCAGGAUUUAGAGAAUCAACAUCUUUGUCCAGAACAAGCUUUGGAAACAAGACCGUGCAGUGAUGGCCACUGCUAUGAAUACAAAUGGAUGGCUAGCCCCUGGAAGGGAUCUUCUCGAACUGUGUGGUGCCAAAGGUCAGAUGGCUUAAACGUCACAGGAGGCUGCUUAGUGAUGCGCCAACCAGAUGCUGACAGGUCAUGUAACCCACCAUGCAGCCAACCCCACGCUUACUGCAGUGAGACUAGAACAUGCAGUUGCGAAGAUGGAUACACUGAAGUUAUGUCCUCCGAUGGCACACUCGAACAGUGCACUCUCAUCCCAGUGGUGGUGAUGCCCACCAUGGAGGACAAAAAGGGAGAUGUGAAAACCAGUCGAGCUGUCAACCCUACCCAGCCCUCCACUAACCAGUCAGGACGAGGAAGGACCUGGUUUCUACAGCCUUUUGGGCCAGAUGGGAGGCUGAAGACCUGGGUUUAUGGUGUAGCUGCUGGUGCAUUUGUUUUACUCAUCUUUAUUGUUUCUAUGAUCUAUCUAGCCUGCAAAAAGCCAAAGAAGCCCCAGAGAAGGCAGAACAACCGGCUGAAACCUUUAACCUUGGCUUAUGAUGGAGAUGCAGAUAUGUAAAAUAUACUCACGGUGACAAAUGGAGUCUUAAUUAUUGGAUUGAAAUCAGAAGGUAUCCAAAGCCACAGGGAUUUUAUAUGGAGUGGAUUUAACUGUUUUGACUUUCUUUUUUGUAACUGUACUGUAGAUAAAGAUGGAUGGAUUUCAUAAUGCCUAUGGAUAUUCAAGGCAUUACUGCUUUACUUUAGACCAUCAACACUGAGAAAUCUGGCAGAAUCAAUUUAAUAGACACUACAAUGGGAGAUAUUUGUGGUCUUUCCUCAAUCCUACAAGCUAUAAGCACCACUUCUGUCUCCAGAAUACUGUAAUGAUAUUGUAUUAACAGUUGAAAGCCCCUGCUUUAACAUUAACCAAGUAUAAUGAGUACGCAUGAAGAGUUUGUACCAAGAGUUUGUAUGACUCUUUAUAUUCAAGCAGAGCACAUAUACUCAGUUGGAGAAUAUGUAUUACUCUUAUCAGAUUAUAUACUUGUUAAAGAGCAAUUUAGUGCUUUAUUACAUUAACUUUUAACUGAGAUUAACCCAUGAGCAAGUUCAGCAGUUUGGCAGUUGAUGACAACUUGUGUUAACCUGCAUUUCAGAGAGCAAUGACUCACUUGCAAAAUUCUGCCCUGUUAUCGCUCCAAAAUAUAAAGGCCUCAUAUACACAUCCAGAAAGGAGGCAUUCUCAGAUUCAAUAUUUUCUAGCGGUUGCUGUCUGGAAAAAGAAUAUCCACUGUAAAUGUUACAAUACAUUUCUACUUUCUCUAACUCAAACUGUUGCCUGCAUCUUUUUGCUACAUGUAAGGCAAUUUUUUGCACUAUAUUAGUGCAGCAUGAUAUGCACUUAACUAGUAUUGCCAUAGUAACCGCCUCUUUUCAGAAAGGAUGAUGAUGUAUCUUGUGCAAGGAGUGUCAAGUAGACAGGUCUUGAACCCUGAAGAGAGUAGCGUUCGGUUUGGACUGCGACUGGAUGGAAUCGGCUAACAACAUGUGCUGUACACACCGAUCCUCGUCACAGUGGCCACUUGUGGUCUAUAUCAUGGCAGUAAUACAAGUGUCUAGUUUCUUGCCCCAUCUACCUAUACAAGUAUAGAUUGUCCUGCUGGUUUCUAAUUGUACUUUGAAGGCUGUUUAUGACUAGAUUUUUUAUAUUUGUUAACUUUGUUAGAAAAAAAAGAAAAGAAAAAGAAAAGUGAUUGCCCUCUAAUCUUGAGUGAUAUUGUCUAAAAAGGUAUUCUAAUUGUUUGUUAGCUAAAAGAAAAAGGUUUGUGUUUUUUUUUUUUCUUUCCACUAGUGAGAGCAUUUUCACUGUUGCUGACAGUGCAAUAUUCAGAGCCCUUUUUAUCUUUUCUAAUUAGGAUAGUUGGAUGGACUCUUUUAAUUAUUCAGUUAAACUCUUGAGUGUAUUGGCAAGUAAACAAUAAUAGUUCUGCCAUUUUAAUUGUCAUAACUUUUUAAAGAAUUCUGGCAGUAUGAAAGCUCACUGCUAACCUCUUCCAUACUUAUGGCUUUUCAGUGUACACUUCUGACAUCAGGCUCAUUGACUUGCCAUUGUAUCUACAUGCCUGUUACACAUUCAUGACCUGAGAAGGAUGAUUCUCAUAAAAUGGCUUCUAUGUAUAGUCUGAAGCAAACAUAUAACUGACUGUGCCACUACUAAGCAAUACAUUUACAAAGUGUUUUCAGGCAACCUGUCAAAAAUAAUUGUUAUAUAAAGCUCAGUAUUAGGUUCUCAGGUCUUUUUUAUAACCUAAACCAUUUCUGCAUAUUCAUCAUACUAUUUACUCAAGAAGCACCCAUUUUUGCAUGUUGAAUAAAAUUGCAGCUUUGCAAACUUUGGCCCAGAUUCACUGAAAUCAGUGACAGCUCUCAGCGACAUCAGAGGAUGACAUCAGUCCUUAAAAAUACCUAUCUUUAUAGGUAUUUUUAAAACAGUUCUUGGAACCAAUGUGCAUUUUGUGCAAUCCAAGCAAAAAUCAUCCAACUUUUAGCUAGCUUAAAUUAGCAAUGUGGAAUUACUACAUUAAAAAAAAAAAAGAUCUUAUUGCCACUGCAUAAGUAUUCCCCUUAAUGGGAAUGGUAAGCAGAGAGGAAUGACAAUAACAAUCUUUUUGUACAUGUUUAUUUUCUCAUUUUAUACCUUGAUCCACAGCUGGUGAAGUGCCAUGGCCCCCUACCUCAGUAGUUGCUCAUUCAUACAUGUAUUGCAGAACUAGGGGCUUUGGUCUUGCAUUUCUGUGUGAAUAUCCAUAGGAAAGAACAAACGAACGAGAGAAGGAAAGAAGGAAAGAAAAGAAAGAAAAAGAAAGAAA